AUGGCGUCGAGGCCUGUCACUGGCAUGCGGGUGCCGACAAUGCACGGCAUGACGGGCAGCGUGCUUGGCGGCACAAUGUCAAGUGGCAUGCGUCCAACCACCACCUCCGGAGGCGGCACAACGCUGGGGCGCAUACAAGCCCAGGUACAAGAGGGAACUUUUACCUCAACCGUGUAUGGCUAUAUUCGGGACCACCAGUACGAUGAGGCUAUUGAGAUUCUGCUGCUGCAGCUGGAGGAGUUCCCGCGUAGCCGUGCUGCCAUUUCCCUCAUUGCCUACUGCUACUACCACGUUGGCGACUUUGACGAGUCGGCGCGGAUGUAUCAGCAGCUGGUGAAGAUAUGCCCCAAUGUGGAGGAGUACCGCGUGUACCUUUGCCAGGCGCUCUACAAGGCGGGAGCCUACGCAGAGGCAAGUAAGCUCUGCAGCAUGAUUACGUCCGAGCAGUACGAGAUGCGGCUGAUGAAAUUGCAGGCCUCUAUUGCCUACGAGCAGGGAGAGAUACCACAGACGAAAUCUUUUCUUGAAAAAUGUCCACCGGAGGACCCGGAUGUAAUUGUUCUACAGGGAUGUGUCUUGUGUAACGAGGGAAACUUCGAGGAGGCGCUGGAGAAGUUUCAGGAGGCUCAGGCCGGACUCGGCUUCAAACCAGAUCUCGCGUACAAUAUUGCCCUCACGUACUACCGCAUGCAGCAGUACGGGCCGUCGCUGAAGCACAUUGCAGCGAUCAUCGAGCGGGGCAUUCACGAACACCCGGAGCUUAACAUUGGCAGUAACACCGAGGGCAAUGAGGCUCGGUCGGUGGGCAACACUCAAUUGUUGAAGGAGACAGCUCUUGUGGAGGCGUUCAACCUCAAGACCGCCAUAGAAUUUAUGAUGAAAAACAUCCCGGCAGCGAAGGAGGCGCUUACCGACAUGCCACCGCGUCUGCAGGAGGAGUUGGACCCCGUUACACUCCACAACACCGCCCUCGUGAACAUGCCGGAGGACCCAUCCAGCGGCUUCAGCAAACUCAACUUUUUGUUGCAGAACCCACCGUUUCCGCCGGAGACGUUUCAAAACCUCCUGCUAUUUUACUGCAAGUACCAAUACUUUGAUCUGGCGGCCGACGUUCUUGCGGAGAACCCGCACCUCAGCUGGAAGUACCUCUCCCAUAAAAAUCAGUUCCUCUACGACUUUCUUGACGGCCUCAUUACGGCGCAGACGUCGCCCGCCGAGGCGUACCGGAAGUUUGACAUACUAGCACAAAACCACAUUGACCAGCUGCGCAAGCUGACCAAGAAGCUGCAGGAUGCCAAACAAAGUCACGACAAGGAGAGUCUUCGCAUGGCGCUGCGCAACUACGACGACGCCUUGGAGGAGUACAUUCCGGUGCUUAUGGCGCAGGCAAACAUUUACUGGGAGAUUGAAAACUACCCCAUGGUGGAGCGACUCUUUCGUCAGUCGGCGGAGUUUUGCUCAGAACACGAAAUCUGGAAGCUCAACGUCGCCCACGUCUUCUUUAUGCAGGAGACGAAGUUCCGUGAGUCGAUUCGCUACUACGAGCCAGUUGUGGAGGCAAGUCAAGAAAAUCUGUUAAACUGCAGCGCCAUUGUUCUCGCCAAUCUCUGCGUUGCGUACAUCAUGACUGCUCUGAAUGAUAAGGCGGAGGAUAUCAUGCGCCGCAUUGAGCGUGAGGAGGAAAAACUGACCUACGCCGAUCCAGAUAAGCAGCCACUGCACCUCUGUAUUGUGAACCUUGUCAUUGGCACACUGUACUGCUCGAAAGGCAACUUUGAAUUUGGCAUUUCGCGCGUUAUCAGGUCGCUGGAGCCGUACCACCGCAAGAUCAUGACGGACACCUGGUUCUACGCCAAGCGGUGCUUCCUGGCGCUUGCGAUGCAUCUUGCGAAGCACAUGGUGGUUCUCAAAGACUCCACCUUUGAGGAGAUUCUCACCUUCUUUGAUCAGGCCGACCACUACGGCGAGAAAAUCCCCGCCUUUGUACACCCAGACCCCAGCAAACAGGACACGUCCGCUAGAAACACCGUACGCUGGGAGGCGCGGCAGCUCAAGCGCCUCUAUCUCCAGCUUGCCGAAUAG
Molecule: messenger RNA, 2082 nt
Organism: Trypanosoma rangeli
Lineage: Eukaryota; Euglenozoa; Kinetoplastea; Trypanosomatida; Trypanosomatidae
Product: tetratricopeptide repeat protein 30A
Exons: 1
Coding region: 1-2082 (693 amino acids)
Biological process (GO): intraciliary transport
Cellular component (GO): intraciliary transport particle B; axonemal microtubule
Molecular function (GO): intraciliary transport particle B binding; protein binding
Source: RefSeq, a predicted model, not a curated record